CAAUAAUCCAGCGUGAUACACUUUUCAACACGUGCAAAUUUAAAUGCCCACCAUUGAAAAUGUCGCAGCAAAUACCAGAAAUCGCAAUGGUGAAUGGUGAUGAUGUAUCGUUAAAUGGAGAAAUUCGUAAGAAGAAGAAAUCAAAGAAGGAAAAGAAAAUUAAAUCUGAUGAUGCAGAAAUAGAAUCUCCUUCUAAAGAGGAAUCACCAUCAGAGGAGAAACCAAAGAAGAAGAGGAAAAAGGGCUCUGAUGAGGAAGGAGAAGAUGAAAUAAAGAAGAAGAAAGUGAAGAAAGAAAAGAAUGGAGAAGUUCAACAGAAUGGCAUCGUAAAGGAAAAGCCAUCAUCAUCAAAGCAGGGAGAAGUAGAUGAAGAGACCCAAGAAAAGAUAGGAGCCUUCUCAAAUUUUGGCAUAAGACCCAAAACCAUUGAGAAACUGCAUGCCAAAGGAGUCAAAUACCUGUUUCCCAUUCAAGCCCAGACUUUCAAGCCAAUUGAUGAUGGUUUUGAUGUCAUAGCACAAGCACGAACUGGAACCGGUAAGACUUUAUCCUUUGUCCUCCCGCUGGUCGAGAAAUGGCAGCAGUUCCCUCAGAAGAGCGGCCGGCAACCCAUCAUCCUUGCCCUCGCUCCUACCAGAGAACUGGCCAAGCAGAUAUCGGAGUACUUUGAAGCCAUCGGUCCGCACCUCAGCACCACCUGCAUCUACGGAGGCACCUCCUACUGGCCCCAGGAGUCGGCCAUCCGGCGGGGUCUGGACGUCGUCGUGGGAACGCCUGGACGCAUCCUGGACUACAUCCGCAAGAACACCCUGGACCUGUCCAAGCUGAAGCACGUCGUGUUGGACGAAGUGGAUCGGAUGCUGGACAUGGGGUUUGCGGAAUCGGUGGAGGAGAUCCUCGGUGCUGCUUACAAGACUGGUCAACCUGGUGAUGGAGAGGAAGCCCCUAACAACCCCCAGACACUGCUCUUCUCAGCCACUGUCCCUCCCUGGGUCUACCAGACUGCAGUCAAGUACAUGCGCAAGGAUCUCAAGAAGGUGGACCUUGUAGGUAGGGACAGGAUGAAGACAGCUACAACAGUUCAGCAUCUGGCCAUCAACUGUAGCUAUUUUGACCGACCACAGGUCAUUAGUGAUGUCAUCAAGGUUUACGGGGGUUUGGACGGCCGCUGCAUGGUCUUCUGUGAGACCAAGAGGGAUGCCAACGAGCUGGCCAUGAGCUCUGACGUGAAGCAAGAGACGCAGGUCAUGCAUGGAGAUAUACCUCAGACACAGCGAGAGGUCACUCUAAAGGGUUUCCGAGAGGGCAAGUUCCAGUGCCUGGUCACCACUGACGUAGCAGCGAGGGGGUUAGACAUACCGGAAGUUGAUCUAGUCAUCCAGUGUAAUCCGCCAAGGGAUGUGGAUUCUUACAUCCAUCGAUCAGGGAGGACCGGGAGAGCUGGUCGUAAUGGAGUCUGUGUCUGUUUCUACAAGCGACAGGAAGAGAGGGAUCUACAGAAAGUAGAAUACAAAGCGGGCAUCAAGUUCAAACGAGUGUCGGCUCCCCAGCCAAGCGACAUCAUCAAGUCAUCCGUCAAAGAUGUUACAGAUUUACUGGGCGCUGUACAGCCCGAGAUGGUGGCUAUGUUCAAGAGUGCAGCAGAGGCCAUCAUAGCUGAGAAGGGGGCGGUGGCGGCGCUAGCGGCAGCUCUGGCUCACAUAACAGGCUCCACAGCCAUGAAGACAAGAUCACUGCUAACGGCAGAAGAGGGUAAGACCACGUUCCUCCUUGAGACGCAAUCGCAGCUGUUGGACAUCGGUGAUGUCUUCAAGACCCUCGGACGCUACAUUGACCGUGACUCACGGAACGCCAUCAAGGGCAUCCGUCUGUGCAAGGAUCAGACCGCGGCAGUCUUUGAUGUUUCAGAUGACCACAAGGACUAUCUACUGUCAUUAUGGCAGGACACGUCUGAAGCUCAACUCACCGUCGCAGCGGAACUCCCAGAGCUCCUCGUCUCCACCCAGUCUGGAUCCUUUGAUGACCGGAGAGGUGGCGGAGGCUACGGAGGAGGAAGAGGUGGAGGAUACAGGAGAGGAGGAGGAGGAGGGGGAUGGGGUAACAGGAGUGGUGGAGGGGGCGGGAGAGGCCGUGGGGGAGGAGGAGGAUAUGGGGGACGUGGAAGGGGAGGAUGGAGUGGAAGUUACAAAAAGUUUUAA
This is a messenger RNA of Strongylocentrotus purpuratus (purple sea urchin), 2198 nucleotides long. RefSeq names its product nucleolar RNA helicase 2-like. The record is from RefSeq and is a predicted model, not a curated record. The transcript has 14 exons. Lineage: Eukaryota; Metazoa; Echinodermata; Echinoidea; Camarodonta; Strongylocentrotidae. Gene Ontology annotation, molecular function: RNA binding; RNA helicase activity; ATP binding. The coding region runs from base 60 to 2198 and encodes 712 amino acids.